Cladocopium goreaui is the source of this 1260-nucleotide messenger RNA. The record is from the annotation of a GenBank genome assembly. NCBI's taxonomy places the organism in Eukaryota, Dinophyceae, Suessiales, Symbiodiniaceae.
AUGGUUUUCGCAGCUUGGCGACUCAGUCGCUGGGAACAAGAUGCCACUCCGCAUGUCCAGGGUUUUGACCACCUUCUUUGCCAAUUGGAUUGUGCCAUUGCACAAGCUCUGCAUUGGUUUCAACGGUUAGGUGCAGAGGUGACGCGUGCUCUGCGGCAUGAUGACCGAAUGUUCUUUGCCGGCCUUAUGCAGGAGGCGUCGGACUUCUUGGCGCCAAAUCAUGUCAAAGAUAUGUGGAGAAUCAUUCGUCGCCACUUGCCAAAAUUCCGAUCUCGUAGGAUCGGUCAAAAUCCGCAGAAGAUUGAGCUCUUGAAGGACCAGUGGGUCCCUUAUUUUCAGCAGCUGGAGGUUGGUGCAACUCAUGAUGCUGCUGUGAUUGUAGAGACCUGCCACGCACGCCAGAAGAACAUGCCCAUUGUGCAGUAUGACUUCCAGAUUGAUGAUCUCCCCUCGCUCAUUGAAGUUGAAGAUGAUUUGCCCAAUGGCCAAUACUUUCAAGUCAAGCCUUUGGAGGUUAGAGGAUUAGCUCGUGUGGAAACUGUCCAGGCGCAAGGACCACUUUUGCUUGCCGAUGAUCAUCGAGCACAAGAGAUCCAGCAACUUACUCAAGAGCUGGAGACUAUUCAGAAGGAACUGCAAGUUGAUAUGCCCGAAGACGCUUAUCAAGCCUCUCUCAGAUUGCGACAGUCCUUGUCCAAGACUACAGAGGAAUGGUUUAGUGAUUUUCAGGCUGCAGGUUUUGAUGAGAGCUUGGCGGAAGAUUUACCUGAUCGCUGGAUCCUUUUGCUGGAUGAUGCUGAUGGGAACUUCGGGCCAUGGUUUGAGGCUGAGUUUAUGCGAUGGGGACAAGAUGAUUUGCCAGAUGUGAUCGCCGAAUUUCUUGAUGGCAGGGCAGAAAUUUUGGUUGAUGAAGCAUUCUGUGAACUGACAUCUGUUUUCCCACGAUUUGAGCUCUUGCAGAAGCGAACCUCUCUCCAAGCCAGAUUGCGACGUCUCACUGUUGAAAUGCAGACCCGCUUUCCGCACAGAGACGUGCGAAAAGGCUCAGCAAAUGUUCAAGAAAGAGCUGCUACUGCAGCGCAUGUACCCGCACAGUUUGAUGAGCAAACAGCCCUUUUCCAGCAAGUUCGAGCAACACGCUGGUUGGACCUUCCUCAUGAAAAGAAGGACGACCUAGUACAGUGGGUCAUUGAAGCAGAGAAACUCUGUGGGCAAAUCCGUGCAGAUGCCACGUGGUUGCCCGACUAUCAAGGUCGUUAA